Eurypyga helias (sunbittern) is the source of this 2106-nucleotide messenger RNA. Its product is annotated as pseudouridine-metabolizing bifunctional protein C1861.05-like. Bases 1 to 2106 code for a protein of 701 amino acids. The transcript has 18 exons. The record is from RefSeq and is a predicted model, not a curated record. Lineage: Eukaryota; Metazoa; Chordata; Aves; Eurypygiformes; Eurypygidae. Gene Ontology annotation, molecular function: pseudouridylate synthase activity; kinase activity.
AUGAUUAGGAAGGUAACCUAUAGCCUGGGAAGACGUGUGUCCGCUGUGGCAUGUGGGACCACCCAGGUGAGAAGAUUUCUCCAUGAUGCUUAUGUCAGGAUUCAGCCCUCCGUACAAGAAGCCCUGGUGGAGGGGAGACCAGUUGUAGCCUUGGAAAGCACUAUCAUUACCCAUGGCAUGGCCUAUCCUCAGAAUCUGAGCAUGGCCAGAGAAGUGGAAGAAAUUGUAACAAGAAACGGAGCAGUACCAGCCACUGUCGGUAUUUUAAGGGGUCAAAUACACGUGGGACUCACAGACAAGGAGCUUGAGUUCUUGGCAAGCAGUAAAAAUGUAGUUAAAGUGUCCCGGAGAGAUCUUCCCUUCGUCCUCAGCCAGGGCUUGUCCGGUGGCACUACCGUGUCUGGAACAAUGAUUGCGGCACACAAAGCAGGAAUCCCCGUGUUUGUGACGGGCGGCAUAGGAGGCGUCCAUCGGGGAGGAGAGAACACUCUGGAUGUGAGUGCUGACUUGACAGAGCUAGGACGAACUCCGGUUGCUGUUGUAUCUGCAGGAGUCAAGUCUAUCCUUGAUAUUGGCAGGACACUGGAAUAUUUGGAGACUCAGGGAGUCUGCGUGGCUGCCUUUGGGGAGUCGAGGGAGUUCCCAGCCUUCUUCUCACGCCAGAGUGGCUUCCAGGCACCAUAUCACGUCCGGGAUGAAGAGGAGGCAGCUGAACUCAUCGCCAGUGCUCUGGGGCUAGGCCUGAGCAGCGGGGUGCUGAUAGCAGUGCCCUGUCCCCAGGAGCGAGCUGCCUCCGGCCAGGCCUUGGAAGAGGCCAUCCAGCGAGUGCUCAGCGAAGCCAGAUCCAAGGGGAUCGCAGGCAAAGAACUGACCCCUUUUAUGUUACAGAAGCUCAAUGAAUUAACUGAUGGGAAAUCGCUGGACUCUAACCUUGCUCUGAUCCAGAACAAUGCCAAAGUGGGCAGCUGCAUUGCAGUGGCCCUGAGCAAACUACAGAAAGCCAGAAGGAAGGGGAACCUGCCUCGGCAAGAGGACACAACCCCACCUCAGCCAGUGGUGAUUGGAGGUGUCAACGUUGACUUUAUAGCCAAGGUGCAGAACCCUGUCAUCCUGGGCAAUGGGCAGACAAACGCUGGAAGGGUGAGACGAACCUUUGGCGGCGUUGGAAGAAACUUGGCAGACUGUUUAAGCCGUCUGGGACAGACUCCUCUUUUUCUGUCAGCCGUGGGGAAAGAUGAACAUUCAGAGUCCAUCCUGCACUACUGUCGCCACAUGGAAAUGAGCGCCGUCCUUCAGCUGGAGGGGAACACAGCCACUUACUGUGCAGUGAUCACGAGCGCUGGGGAGCUCAGCGUCGGCUUGGGAGAUAUGGACAUCCACGGCCAGAUCACAGAGCAAUACGUGUCCCAGUUCAAGGAGAUCCUGUGCCAGGCCCCGCUGGUUUGCAUUGAUGGAAACGUGCCUCUUUCCACUAUCCAGUAUGUCUGCCAACUAGCUAGAGAGCAUCAGCUAGCAGUGUGCUAUGAGCCAACAGAUGAGAACAAGGCCUCUAAGCCAUUCCUCUCAGACAGCUGGAAAGCGCUCACAUACAUUUCCCCCAACCUGCAAGAGCUAAGAGCAAUAAAUCGGACCCUCGGGAACCCUCUGCCAGCAGAGCUGCCAUCCAGGUUGGAGGAUGUUGUCCAGACUGCAGUGGCCUUGGCCCGCCCGUUGCUGGCCCACCUGUGCUGUGUGGUGGUGACCCUCGGCGCUGACGGUGUCCUCCUGUGUGGCCGGAGCCUGGGAGGGACCAUCUCGCUUCGUCCAGGAGCUGACGGACAGCCUGCCGCGGACGGCCUCUGUGCCAGCCACUACCCCGCCAUCCACAUCAGCCGGGAGGAGAUAGUCAACGUCUCAGGAGCCGGCGACAGCUUAAUGGCAGGCAUCCUUGCCGGGAUGCUUGCGGAACACGACACGGAUACCUGUGUCCGGAUGGGUCUGCUCGCUGCAAACUUGUCUCUCCGUUCCUAUGAGCCCAUUUCCCCAGAAAUCAACGCUUCCAGUGUCAGCCAGGAGCAAGUCAAGAGCAGGAGCUGGCCAGAGGCAAAGGUAUGGAAGAUGGACUAG